Molecule: messenger RNA, 4228 nt
Organism: Nothoprocta perdicaria
Lineage: Eukaryota; Metazoa; Chordata; Aves; Tinamiformes; Tinamidae
Product: lethal(3)malignant brain tumor-like protein 4
Exons: 21
Coding region: 1-2385 (794 amino acids)
Biological process (GO): regulation of DNA-templated transcription
Cellular component (GO): nucleus
Molecular function (GO): zinc ion binding; protein binding
Source: RefSeq, a predicted model, not a curated record
AUGGAUCAGAGCGUCCCGGGGCCGGCCGCGGCCGCCUCAACGUCAGACUUCGACGUGAUGAGUGCCCUGGACUGGAAGGACGGCAUCGGCACCUUGCCUGGCAGCAACAUCCAAUUCUGUAUAAAUGAGUUUGGGAUGCUAGAGAUCAUCACUGAAGCCGAAGCAGAGGCCAUAAGGAUUCUGUCAAGCUUAGCUGCAAACGCUCGCCUUGCUUCUGCUGCUGCCGCCGCUGCCGCCACCCCUCGCACUGAUGUGAAAGUGCCUGGAGACGUCCUGCCCAGUCCUGCUUUCCAGGCCUAUAGCCAAAUGGAUAGGUUUGCGAAUGGCAGGUUCGGGACUCAAACGUGCUCUCAGCAGGAUGGGAGCAGCGAUACCGGCGACAUUCCAGCCGACUGCGCAAGCAGGGGGAACCCCAACGUCGGUGUUAGCUGCCAGGUGAAUGAGGCUGGCAGACCUGCCAAGCGGCCUCGAAGGAAGAGGAGGCUGCUGCUGGAGUACGAGGAGGAGCAGGAUUUUGCAGAUGAGGAUGAGGAGAAGAAUAAAUCAAAUAAUAUGAAAGGCCGCAGAAACACUAAGCCAGUAAAACAAGCUGUUCCUGCGAAGAAGGCAGUGUGGAACUGGGGUUCCUACCUGGAAGAGGAACAGAUGAUAGCUGCUCCCCUGAAGCUCUUCAGAGAGUAUCAAUCGUUCCCGCAAGGCCGAAAUGGAUUUAAAGCCGGAAUGAAAUUAGAAGGGCUGGACCCCGAACACCCAUCUCGAUUCUGUGUCCUUACUGUGGCUGAGGUCCAGGGCUACAGGCUGCGGUUGCACUUCGACGGCUAUCAGGAGUGCUACGACUUCUGGGUCAACGCCGAUUCCUCAGACAUCCACCCCGUCGGCUGGUGUGAAAAAACAGCCCAUAAGCUGCUCCCCCCUAAAGGCUUCAAGGAAGAAGAAUUUAAUUGGACUUCAUAUUUGAAGAAUUGCAAAGCUCAAGCAGCUCCAAAAAGCCUUUUCAAGAGCCUUAGCGCACCUGUCACCCCUUCUGGAUUUCGUCUGGGAAUGAAGCUGGAGGCAGUGGACAAGAAGAACCCGUCGCUGAUGUGCGUCGCAACCAUCACUGACAUGCUGGAAAACCGCCUGCUCAUUCACUUCGAUAACUGGGAUGAGAGCUAUGACUACUGGUGUGAAGCCAGCAGCCCCUACAUUCGUCCCGUUGGUUAUUGCCAGGAAACUGGAACUCCACUGACGACACCACCUGGAUACAAGGAUUCCGAAGGUUUCUCCUGGGAGAAGUAUUUGGAAGAGACUAAUUCUCAGGCAGCUCCAGCAAGAGCAUUCAAACUGCGUCCUGCUCACGGAUUCCAGGUCGAUAUGAAGCUAGAGGCUGUGGACAGACGGAAUCCCAUCCUGAUAAGAGUGGCGACUGUAGCUGACAAAGAUGACUAUCGAAUCAAGAUACAUUUUGAUGGUUGGGACCAUAUUUAUGAUUUCUGGGUUGACGUGGACAGCCCAGACAUUCAUCCAGUUGGCUGGUGUGCAAAGACUGGCCACGCUUUGCAAGUCCCACUAGGUGCUGCUGUUCCAGUGGGAACCGCGGGACAGAUGUGUCCUACUCCAGGCUGCCAGGGCAUCGGUCACGUCAAGGGACCGCGAUACGGAACUCAUUACACCUUAGUUGGCUGCCCAUAUUCCGAUGUGAAUCUCAACAGAGAAAACUUGCUGCUGGACCGUCUGAGCGGGGAGAGACCUGCCCCUAGCCAAAGCAUCCAGAAAAUCAGGAGACCAGAAAUGGCUGCUCCAUUUCUUGGGGGAGCAGGCGAGUCUUCUCAGGAGGACUCUCCCCAUUCCAGGAAAUCUGUACAAAGCAGUGAAAAAUCCUGCCAGUGCAGCCUGUACAGCCUGUCGGAACAGUCUGAAAACAGUCAGGAGAGAGACUGGGCAGAAGAGGAAUCCUCCACAUCUGACAAAGCCAAACCAAAACAGCUCGGGUGCUCACACGCCUAUAUAAAGUUACAGCUGGUGAAACAAGAAGGCGACGGAAAAGCCGCGGAUCUCGACCUGCAGCAGGCCCUGCACCAGUCCAUCUUCAUGCCCUCCCUGGCGUCCAGCCCCAGCCGCCGCCUGCAGCUCUGCUGGGAGCAGCACUGCCGGCUCUUGCCCGCGGUCUCGGGGCUCACGGCCAAGGACGUGGCCGCCUGGUCGGUGGAAGAGGUGGCAAACUUCAUCCAGCGCCUGCCUGGCUGCAAGGAGCAAGCACCGAUAUUCAGGGACGAGCAAAUAGACGGAGAGGCCUUUCUACUCAUGAACCAGACCGAUCUAGUUAAAAUACUCGGCAUCAAGCUGGGCCCGGCUCUGAAAAUCUCCAACGCCAUCCUCAUGCUCCGGUCUGCGGAAGAGCACUGAGCAGAGCCCUUUGCCAGAGCCCAGCACCGAUUUGCAGGGAACAAAUCUUCAGUUUAAAGGGUGUUAUGAAGUGCCAAACAGGCAGAUUAGGACUUAGGCAUAUUUUAAGUAGAAUUUGUUAUAAGUAUUUUGAAGACAUAAAAAUCCUGCCACCAUCUGGAAUAUGGGGCAGCUUCGCUUUCAAGAAGAAAUGAUUAUAUUUUUUAAUUGAAUUUGGUUUUGAUAUAUCAAUCUCUCUGAGGAGAUCUAGAAGAAACCUCCAGUUAUAAGGGGAAAUCUAGGGUAGCAUUGGUGGAGCUGCGACAGGAAGAAAAAGCUAUGAGUGAAAUGCCUGCUGUGUGCAAUGACAAUGCCUGAAAGAGAGACUGAAUUAUCACCAGCGUGUUUAAUAUAUGUAUAUGUACAGUCAUAUGUAUAAAAACUCUGAGAAGGGAGUGAAAAAAUAGGGAAAAUCUGCACUUCAGACAACUCGUCUGCAUCUUUCAGAAAUGUGACUCAAGAACUGACAUUUUCAAGACUGAUUUUUAAAUUCCAGUUUCUCCUGCUGAUCUUACAAGUUCAGAUCCUGCCUAAUGGACUCUUUGCACCAUAUUAGAGGACCCCAUCAGGACUUUCGGGCCGUGGCAAAACGAGACCAUCAGGUGCCCUUGCGAGCUGGCUGAAUUCAUCCGCGCUCUCCUCGCCGUCGGCCGCCUGCUAGGAGCACUGCAAGCUGAAACGCCAGCGGCCAGCGGACACAGAUAGGUGCAAGCACGUCCUACACACGAUUUGCUUUUAUUCCCUACAAGGAGAAUCUUAGGGAGUUAGUGCUGGGCUUUGACAGCCUCCAAAGGGGCUCUCCCUUGUACCAGUCGGGUGCUUUAGCAGCAGGGCACCGAGAGCUCCAAGCCUCUAUGGGAAGCCAGGCAGAAGCUGAAGGGAGAUCUCAGCAGAGGAGGUCAAGGUUCGAACAAACAGCGAAACCACAAGCGAAUGAUCCUCCAAAGAGAGCAAAUCUGUAUCCAGGAGGAGGGGAGGCUCGGGGCUCUGCUGCAGGGAGCAACCCGUGCGCUUUGCUGGCCGGAGCAGAGCACCAGUACUCCCUGCUGCUCUGAGAAUGGGAGCAGGGUUUUCUGAGCGUGGCCUGUCCCAGGCGCAGGACUCCUGCCCCACUGCCAGGGCCCCUCUCCCGCCUGGAAGCACAGGGAGAAGUGCUCUGCACCCCAGGGGCCCUCUCAACCCUUCCCUUUGUGCCUCGCAGCGUGCGGGGCUGCGCCCCAGGCUCCCGCGGCUCCGUGCGGGACGGACCAAGCCCUUCUCCGUGCCGCGUUCCCCAGCGUGGGCGAGCUCCCCAGCCCAGCUUGCAAGAGGAUCUCAGGGCACUGCCCGAUGCCGCAUGAUCCGUCCACCCGCGGAUGCCUCCGACUGCCUCCUGCUCUUGGCAUCUUUAUUCCCAGUGUUGUUGCCUUAGUCUUGGGACUGCAGUUGCUCCAGAACUGAAGACCAACGUGCUCUAUGCACUGGUGGGAUGAUGCAAGAAGCCCUCCGCUUCAUUUUUCCUUUCUCCGUGUCUUUUGUCCGACCUUCCAGCUCCUGAGAGGUCCCGGUGACCUUCCGAAAGUAAUAAGUUCCUUAAAAUUGUCAGCACAGCAGAAUCGGAGCUGCUGAAUGCAUUCAGCCCUGGAUUAAUGUACAGAGCAAUUUGUCUCCAUACUUUCUAUUUUUGUAUAAGAAGUUAAGGACUUUAAGCCUUCUACGUACGGAUGGUGGGAUGUAGAACACCCAAAAUCCUAAAUAACAGUUCCCUGCACAGGCAGCUGCAGGAGAACUUAGUAAUUUAACACAGGCUAGACAAGCUACGACU